Malaclemys terrapin pileata is the source of this 5945-nucleotide messenger RNA. RefSeq names its product uridine phosphorylase 2 (gene UPP2). The record is from RefSeq and is a predicted model, not a curated record. Gene Ontology annotation, molecular function: uridine phosphorylase activity. Gene Ontology annotation, biological process: nucleotide catabolic process; uridine catabolic process. The transcript is spliced from 5 exons. Lineage: Eukaryota; Metazoa; Chordata; Testudines; Emydidae. Gene Ontology annotation, cellular component: cytoplasm; cytosol. Bases 2422 to 3069 code for a protein of 215 amino acids.
AUAACUUCACAGUUUCAGAGGCUACCUGUGUGCACAACUUGUCAAUUCUAAAAACAAAUUCUUAUUUGUUUUUGUUUUAUAUCUCCUGACCUAGACAUCAUUAGUUGACUGAUAUCUUUCAGGCAUCAAGAAACCAGCCAAUUAAUGAAGGCUAGGUCAGGAUCAACUUUCCAAUGUACGUUGAACACUGUAUGAUUCUGAUGGUAAGUAGGAUGAAAUUUCUGGCCAAUGCCCCAUUAGAUGAUUUGUUAUGAGUUGUUGCUGAUGUCAUGUUUUAGCAAGAUGCAAACAGGCUCAGAAAUACUAGGGGUAUUUAUGAGAUUUCUGCCUUGGCUAUUCUUAUAAAAAUAUUUUUUUUAAUGCACUGUCAAGGAACUCAGGCAGCUGUACAAGAAUAAUAAGAACACAAAAUAUGUUAACACAUAAAAUGCAAUAAAACUUAAUAAAACCAUCUUCCUAUAACAGAGAGAGAGAUGGGACACACUGCAAAUGGAAAAAAGAAAUGAUAGAACCAAUGAUGUUCCCAUUGGGCCAAAAUAAAUCCUACCCAUUUGAAAACACCUGCCUCUGGGUUUUUGAAAGCAGAACUGAUUUACUGACAAGACAGAUUUAGGGAAAGGACAUUCUCGCUGUACUGACUUUAGGCAAAGGGGAUGAAAAUAGUAGGAAACUGCAAAAAAGACCUAUGGUAGCACAUCUCAGAGCCCAGGUUGAUUGACUUGGACUUGCACUACAGGACUAAAAACAGCAAUGUAGACAUUCAGGCUCAGGCUGAAGCCCAGGCUCUGAAAUCCAGAGAGGGGGGAGGUUUUUGGAGCUGCUAUUUUUAUCCCCCCAAACUCAGAGAACCCAGGCUCUGAGACUUGCCACUGCACGUUUUGGGGUUGUGUGUGUUGGGGGGGAUGGGGUUGUAUGUUGUUUGUUUGUUUGGCUUUUUUUUAGUGUAGAUGUACCCAGAAAGGCAAGAUGAGCCAAAGCAGCAGACUCUUUCCCACAAUACAGACACCUCUCCUGUGUGCCCCGUGACCUACAUCCUUGGCUGCAGCGGAAGAAUGCACAGUGCAGCUCAGGAUAGCUAUUCCAGGAGAGCUGUAGGUUGAUCUUGUUCCCGUGGUGUAACUUGGAGCAGCCUAAAUCAUGCUCUAAAUUAUAAUGGUUGCCAAUGGCCCCAGGAACUGUGUGAGGGGGAGUACAAACACCACACUGGACCCAAAGGGUUUAAAAGGCAAUACUGGACCCAGCUAGCCCCGCCCCUCCAGACCUGCUGAUAGGGUGACCAGAUGUCCCGAUUUUAUAGGGACAGUCCUGAUAUUUGGGGCUUUUUCUUAUAUAGGCUCCUAUUACCCCCCACCUCUGUCCCGAUUUUUCACACUUGCUGUCUGGUCACCCUACCUGCUGAGCAUGCACGGACUGAAGGAAUGGGUUAAAAAGAGCUCAGAAACCCAGGCAAAGGGUGGUAAACAAGCUGCAGGAGAAAUGAACUCUUUUCCAGGAAGUCAGACAGAAGAAUGAGCCAGAAAAGAGACCACAGAGCUGGUAAGGCCCUCAGGCAGAGCCUUCUCCAACCACCACCCCGUUUGAGAACCUGCAGGGCCUUGCUCCUUUGGACUCUUGUGUUGUAAAGUGAUUGACUGUUUGGGUGUGGUAUAGGGCCUGCAACACUGCGCCUACACCCAAGGUGAUCUUGCCAUUGCCAGCUAUGCUGGCUGCAGGGAUACUGUGUAUUGCCAGUGCAGUAUAAAGCAGCUACAGGGUAUAUAAGAAACUGGACCUGUGAUGCAUUUAGGGCUCCAUAGGGUGAGAGCAAUUCCGGGUGAGUCGUAGCCUCUCCAUUAUUACAAUAAUCAUUCUUAUUAUUUGCAUUAUAAUAGCACCUAGGGACCCCUACUGAUAUUGGGGCCCUGUUGUGCCUGGCACUUCACAAACAUAUUAUUAUAUUUACUACUGAUUUUUUGUCUUGCUAUAGCACCUAGGAGCUCUAGUCAUGGACCAGGACCCCACUGUGCUAGAUACAAACACAGCACAGGAAGACGGUCCCUGCCGCAACCAGCUUACAAUCUCAGAAUAAGACAAGAGACAACAGAUGGACACAAGGGAGUGAAAGGAAACAAUGAGACAAUGUUGAUCACCAUACUAGGCAGUGGUCUCAGCACACCAGCAGCCUAACCAUUGUCAUGUUUUUGUAGGAGAGUUUUGAGGAGGGGUCUGAAGGUGGAUAAUGAGGUAGCUUUGCAGAUGUUUACAGGGAGCUCCUCCCAAGCAUGACAGAACAAGAGACAGUCCCUGCUCCAAAGAGCUUUCUAUAUGGCAUCAUUCCCUAAUAUACCUGGAGAAAAACACCUGUGGGAACUAAUGCUUAACCUGACACCAUUCAUUCCUCUGGGCUCCAUCUCUGUGCUGCCAACUCCGUAAGAGCACGGGAUGGGUGUUCCUUCCAUUUCUAUUAUGCUUCAUGAACUAAUCAAAUUACUACACCAUGCAAAAUGCCGUGAUGUUACUAUUAUACGCAUCGGUACUUCUGGGGGCUUAGGCAUUGACCCUGGAACUGUUGUAAUCACAGAUAUCGCAGUGGAUUCAUUUUUUAAGGCUCGGUUUGAGCAGGUGAUACUGGAUAAUAUAGUUGUACGAAGCACUGAACUUGAUAAGGACCUUGUUGAGGAGCUACUGAACUGCAGCAAAGAGAUUCAUUACUUUCCAACACUUAUUGGGCAUACUAUGUGCACUUAUGAUUUUUAUGAAGGUCAAGGACGAUUAGAUGGAGCAUUGUGUUCUUUUUCCCAUGAAAAGAAGUUGGAGUACUUAAAGAGAGCUUAUGAUGCUGGUGUAAGAAAUAUUGAAAUGGAGUCAACUGUAUUUGCUGCUAUAUGUGGACUGUGUGGUCUAAAAGCUGCUGUUGUCUGUGUGGCACUCCUUAACCGACUCGAAGGUGACCAGAUUAAGGCACCCCAUGAAGUUCUAGUAGAAUAUCAGCAACGGCCUCAGCAUCUGAUCUCAAUUUUUAUCAAAAAGCGUCUUGGGUUAUAUAACCAAAUGGAAUUACUAGACAAUGCAUUUUUCCUGAAUAACUAAGGGGAAAAUAUACCCUGCCAAUACACAAAAUGAAUGUCUUAUGUAUUUAUCUCUGUAUAUUGAUACGUAUAGGCAGACAUAAAUAUAAUGUUGCUGUGUAGUGAAUUCAAAUAUAAAUGAAACUGUUUAUAAGGAAACAGAAUGAUAGUUCCAAAUGGUUUCAAUGCAUAGUUAGUGAAAACUCUAAAGCCAGUUAUAAUGUAGUCGUUUUGUCCUAUAAGGGGAUUUUACGGCAUACACAUUCACAUAAAAUUAACACCUAUCUAUAAAACACUUUCCACAUCAGAUCCCUCUACAGGCAUAAAAAGGUGUGGAGUGUAAUCACAAGUAGCCCUAGUGGGACUCAGUGAACCUGAUUUAUAAUAGAGCCUGUGGGUGUUCAGCACCUCUGAACAUCUGGCCCUGUAGUGUUCCAGGAUCCAGACCUAUCUAGGACUUGGUUUUGUUUAAUUUUACAUAUUUAUAUAUCUGAGAAAAGGUCUGAAAUGGAAAGUAUGUAAGUAUUACUAUAACAUAAAAGGGUAGGCCACAGAAAUCCUUCUUAUAGCAAAAAUAAAAUUAUCAUCAUGGUGGAACUGCUCACUAAGUGGGUGUAGGUUUGGGCCCCAAGGUGAUUGUUUAGAAAGCCAAAACUAGGCAAAUCAGCAUUUGUGGCAUUAUUGUUCUUCAUUGAGUUUCAGCAAACACAGGUGAUAGGCAGCUUAUAAAGAGAGAAUAAAUAUUAUUGAUACAAAUUUUAUUUUAAGGUAAAUUACUAACGAGUCCUGUAUCCUUCAUAUGUGUUUGUUAAUCAGCACAUAGAAAUACAAAUCAUGAUCUCUAACUUUGAAAUGGCUAAAAGGUUCUUUGUUGUUUGGAUUUUUUACUUAACUUAUGGCCUGAUCCAGAGUCCACUUCUUUCACUUUCCCAUGACUUCAAUGGGCUCUGGCUCAGGCCCAGGCCCUAUUUUUAUGACCCAUUCAAAGUGUUGUUUGCAAUGAGAAUCUUACAAUCUUGUAACAGUAAUUUAUAGAAGUUUAACUGUUAUUUUAAAUAUUAUAAACUUAAUAUAUCACAUUAAAUAGAGUACAGGCCUGUAAAAUGAACACGUUUUUAUAAUUUUAAACAGAAAAUAGAAUCAGAAGAAACUAUUACAAAAAGGUAUUUUUCAUGGGCUAGCCUAGACCCACAAUUGUAUGACCAAUAUUCAUGAAGUCUUCAUCAAACAUAGGAGAAUCCCUAUUUUAUCAGCUAUUCAGGGAUCGAGUUAAUUAAAUAAAAAAAUUCAUAAAACUGAACAUCUCAAAAUUACAGCAGGUAUAGUGCAUAACUUGCAGCAUGGUGCACUGCAUUGAUUACUUCUUGCCCUUCAAACCCCUGCAAAGCAAUUCCCAAUGCACUGAAGAUAUCAGAAUGUGAAAAGAUGUCAACCUAUUCUUCACUGACAUCACUUUAGUCAUAUGACUUCCCCCGUACCCCCAUCAAGAAAAGUGUCCUAAGAUUGAUGUUCAUAAAAUUGAGGUCGUACCGUAUCUUUAUUUUUUAUUUUAUUUUAUUUUUUUACUACAACAACUUUAAGUCCAGGAAAUAAUACUUUUAAAAAUCUGUUUAAGGAAUGUAAGGUCUGAUGCUUCUCUCACCUAUGCUAUUUUACAUUUGGUUCACUGUAAUUACUCCUGUUUCUCACUGGCGUGAGAGGGAUAUCAGGUCUGUAGUGCUCACUACUCAGGCAUUUGAACUGAAGUCUUUUAUUUAAUUAUAGAACAGGUCCGGCUCAGGCUUUCUUACCUUGCCCCAUUAGUAUCCCUCAGCCUGAGCUGGAGGUCUCACCUCUAGGUGUUCUGGAUAGUACACGUUUCACGUCAAAUCAAUCCCUAAAUCUUAAAACCCCUAAACACCAAUGUCCCCAAGGGAUCUGUUCUGGGCCCAGUGCUGUUCAACAGAUUCAUAAAUGAUCUGGAAAAAGGGAUAAACAGUGAGGUGGGAAAAUUUGCAGAUGAUACAAAAUUACUCAAGAUAGUAAAGUCCAAAGUAGACUCGGUGACUUCAAAAAUGCAGACUUUAACAAACUUUAAGAACUGGUAGGCAAGGUCCUUUGGGAAGAAACUCUAUGGGAAAAAGGAGUUUAGGAGAGCUGGCAGUUUCUCACGGAGACAAUAUUAAAGGCACAACUGCAAACCAUCCUGAUGUGAGAGAAAGAUAGGAAGAAUUGUAAGCGGCCAAUAUGGCUCCACCAGGAGCUCUUUAAAGGAAUCCUACAAAAAGUGGAAACAUGGACAAAUUGCUAAGGAGAAGUAGAAAAGAAUAGCACAAGCAUGUAGGAGCAAAAUCAGAAAGAUUAUGGCACAAAAUGAGUUAGAGUUAGCAAGGGACAUAAAAGGCAAUAAGAAAAGGUUCUGAAAACACAUUAGGCGCAAGAGAAAGAUGAAGGAGAGUGUAGGUCCUCUAUUUAGUGGGGAAGGAGAGGUAAUAACUGAUGACAUCAAGAAAGCUGAAGUGUUUAAUGCCUAUUUUGCUUCAGUCUUCACUAAAAAAGUUAAUGAUAACCAGAUACUCAACACAAUUAAUAUUAACCUCACAGGGGAAGGAAUGCAAGCCAAAAUAGGGAAAGAACAGGUUAAAGAAUAUUUAGAUAAGUUAGAUAUAUUCAAGUUAGCAGGGGUUGAUGAAAUUCAUCCUAGGGUAACUUAAGGAACCAACUGAAGCAAUCUUAGCAAUUAUUAUGACCAUUAGCUAUUAACUCUGAGAACUCCUGGAGGACAGGGUGAGACGUUAUAUGAUUAAAACAUGACCAGGUAGAUCAUUGUUGCUGCCACUGUUAUAUAAUUACAACAGAUCUUGUACAAAGUAUGUCAAGUAAGGUAUCUAUUAAAAAUUUAUGAUUUGCUCAAUGUGA